UGCCUGGAACGAAGCUGCUGCGCCCAAACCAAUCAAACAUGAAGACUGUGGCGUUGCUGGUCUUCCUGGCGGGGGUCGCUGCUGCCCUCCCUCACGGAGAAUGCAACCUGAUGGGGGCAUUGCGGAGGGGCAGACACUUCCACCGCGGACGCCUGCCUCCGUGCGUGCGAGGCCUGAUGCCGCAAGGCGAGGAGCUCAAGGCAUGCUUCAAGGAGAACCUCCGCAAAUAUCGCUUCAGAAAUGGUCAAUCAGACUUGCGAAAUGGAUUUGAAGGGAUAGUAGAGUGUCUGGUGGAGAAAAUGAACCUCGAGAUGGAAAACGGAACUCUCGAUGUCGAACAGGCCGUUCUCAAGUUGAGUGAAUUCGAAGGAUAUGACUUUGAGGCGAUUGCCAGCAUCCAAUCAUCCGUAGAGGAAUGUGCCGCGAACUCCACCAGCUCUAGUGCUACCGAGCAACUGACGGAAAUCGUGCUGUGCGUGAGCAACAAAUCACGCGAUUUCUGCACCGAAAGACUCGAACUGCUGAAGACUUGGGAUGAAAAUGCCAACUGUAGCUCGGUGUCAAUCCCCACGGAAACCCUUAGUAUUAUUGAAGAGUGCGAGCCAGAUGAUGACAGCCCCAGGCGCCGAGGACCCCACAGAAGGCGUGGAGGAAAGACGGCAAACCGAGGCCACGGCAAGAAAAUGUGGUCCCAAAUCUUGUGCGUCAACGAAAAUAUUGGCUCGUACAAUGCUUCAACAGGAUUCAAUUUCACCGUUAUUGCUGAACACAUCGCCACCUUCUCCGGCUGGGACAGUAUUCCAGGGGCUCUUGAAAACCUGACGGAAAAGAUUAUCGAGUGCCAGCCCGAAUUCGCGGACGACGCUCAAGCCCAGGCAGCUCAGUGGAUGCUGUGCUUACGCCCUUCUUUCGUGGAAAUCUGCGGUCUAGGAGGCGAUCUCACCGAGUUCCUCUUCCCGGCCAUCAGAAAAAUGAUCAAGCAUUCAAGCGAAGAAGAUGAUGAUGAUGAUGAUGUGGAUGCACCAUGCACUUGUGACAUUUUCCCUUCCCCGCGUUUGUUCGACACGUUGAAAUUAACCGAUGAUACUGAUGACUUGCUCGAGCUGGACGAGGUGGAAACGUUGUCGUUGGAAGGUGAUGACCCCGAGGAGAGGCUAGGCAAUAUGAGGAGACGAAACAGGAGGAGGCGCCAGCGGGGCAGGAAGAACUCGUCCGAGGAAUCCAACGAAAGCCGAACGCCGGACAGCUCGCCGGAGACGGACGACAGCGACGAAGUGACCACCUUUAACCCUACUACUGUGUUCCCGUAGGUUGAUGAUGGAGAGACUGAUAUGGAUUUUCGGAUUUAA
Messenger RNA from Penaeus indicus, 1349 nucleotides. RefSeq lists its product as uncharacterized. Bases 39 to 1310 code for a protein of 423 amino acids. Gene Ontology annotation, molecular function: odorant binding. The transcript has 14 exons. Lineage: Eukaryota; Metazoa; Arthropoda; Malacostraca; Decapoda; Penaeidae. The record is from RefSeq and is a predicted model, not a curated record.